This is a messenger RNA of Cadophora gregata, 520 nucleotides long. RefSeq names its product Cytosolic copper metallochaperone. Bases 237 to 500 code for a protein of 87 amino acids. Gene Ontology annotation, cellular component: cytosol. The record is from RefSeq and is a predicted model, not a curated record. Gene Ontology annotation, biological process: copper ion transport. Gene Ontology annotation, molecular function: copper chaperone activity; metal ion binding. The transcript is spliced from 2 exons. Lineage: Eukaryota; Fungi; Ascomycota; Leotiomycetes; Helotiales; Ploettnerulaceae.
AACUUGCUUCUUACUACUUAGUACGACGACGACGCGCAAAAGAGAGGUGAUACGUAUACAAAUACCAAUACCCGGCCCUAACUCUCUCUCUCUGUGUCAUAUCUCCAGCAUACAACAGACAACAAUAAGGAAGAAGGACGAAGCCAGCUAGAACUACCCCGCCAUUCCGCAGACUUCCACCAGAAUACAACGACAAAACAGAACAGAACAGAACAGGAGCAGAAAUCAAAAUCAAAAUGUCCACAGAACAAGAUCAUACGUAUAAGUUCAACGUCAGUAUGAGCUGUGGGGGGUGCUCAGGCGCUGUUAAUAGAGUCUUGGGAAAGUUGGAGGGCGUAAAAUCCUAUGACGUCUCCCUCGACACCCAAACCGCUACCGUCGUCACUGAACCCUCUCUCUCAUACGAUAAAGUCCUUGCUACAAUUGCUAAGACGGGGAAGAAGGUUAAUACGGGAGAGGCGGAUGGUGAGAGGAGGAGUGUGGAGGUUGCUGCUGCUUAGGGGGGGGAAGGUAGAGGAGA